Messenger RNA from Sceloporus undulatus (fence lizard), 3957 nucleotides. It is a transcript of the gene PRR14, whose product is annotated as proline rich 14. Bases 793 to 2925 code for a protein of 710 amino acids. Lineage: Eukaryota; Metazoa; Chordata; Lepidosauria; Squamata; Phrynosomatidae. The record is from RefSeq and is a predicted model, not a curated record. The transcript is spliced from 13 exons.
AGAGUUGUAGCUGAAGGGGAAGCGUAGGCAGAGAGAGGUAUCAAGCAACAGGUUGGCAGGAGCUGUUUGUAUAGCAAGGGGAUAUCCAUAGCAAAAUGCCUUGGGUGGGAGUCCAAGGCCAGGAAACGAGGUUUUAAAAAUGAUUGGAAGAGAAAGUGUUUGGAUGGGAAAGAUUAAAGGAUUUAUACUGAGAAGGAAAUAGCUGUUUUGUUUUCGGUCUGUGUAGGGUGAGUCUUGAUAGAGAAAGUGUGGGUUGAGACAGCCUAGUAUUCAUGGCCCUGACACCUACUUUCUGCCCAGCCUCUUGUUUGUUUCUACUAACUUCUGCUUGGCAUGACUCACUAGUUCAUGUCGUCAUUGCUCUCAUGUGGCAUCACUCAGCCAACACUGUCCUCCUUUUCAUGGCAUUUUUCAGCAUCUUAACAGCUGUACAUUUUGAAUAGCCCAUAACGUAUGGGUGAGGAACUUAUGCCCCUUCAGAUGUUGGACUCCAGUUCCCAUCAUCCUUGACAAUUGGUUGUGUUGGCUGGAGGUGAUGGGUAUCGGAGUGUGGAGAAGACGUUUGUCAGGCUGAUAUUCACAUCCCCUAAAAAAAAAAUUUGCAUGUCCCUCAUCUAUCUACAUUUGGCAAAUGACAAGUCUACUUUUGCACAUUUCUCUGGACUGAGGUAUCUAUGGAAACAGUUCCCAGGCUCAUGAGAGGUGAGGAAUGAGAACUUGUUGGGCCAUCCCAGGCCGGCCGCCAAAUUCCUGGCCCUGAGGAGGUGGGAGACCUGUCUUCUGAGGCCUGCCAUGGAAUGCUCACUGCUUGAAGGAACGUCACAGGGGGGAACGCAUCCACUGUGUGCCUUUGAGAGGCAUGUCAGGCGGCGAAAAAUCCUCAUAUACAGGCCUGCUCCUGAGGAGCAUGGAUCCCCCACCCUGCAGGAGAAACAUCUUGAGAUAGGUGGAACAUCUCUCCUCCCUUGUGGGGCUGCAGGGUGGUCACCCAGUAAGAGGCAACGGCUUCAGAAGGGCUCACCCCCAAUGGCAAAAAGGAAUGAAAGUCCUUUCUGUGGGGCAGGAGAGAGCUUGUGGCGUGUGGCAUCUCCCAUGGAGAAGAAGCAACGGAGGGUGCUGGCGGUUGACCUGGAAGAUCUUUCUAUCACCAAAGUGCCUGGGGAUCCACAAAGGUGCUCAUCUCUACGAGGACUUGCCAUAUCACCCUGCAUAAAUUCCUGCCAGCCAGUGAUCACGAAGGCAGAUGGAGCUUCUUGUUCAACAAAGGGUCAGAGUAGUACCACAUGCAGUUCAACUUCACCUAAGAGAAAUUCAACUUCCCCUAAGGGGGCCUCCCUAUCCCACGAGGAGCCUCAGGAGAACUGGAGCCAUGUGUGCCGGCAGCUGUGGGACCAGAGGCAGUCUCCUUCGUGCCGUGAGACAGAGCGCCUGCAAGUCAAGCGGCAGCGUCUGCAGAAUGGAUUUUCCCCAGUCAGCAAGACAGAAGCCAUCAGUAUGGAGGGCUCUUCUUUGAGCCGAGCCCUGGAUGCCGGCGCUGGCAUGGAGCAGCUGGAGACCUCCCCACCCCCCUGUCGGAGCGAUCGGUGGAUAUUACAUUGCCACUCACCUUCUUCACACACGGACAAGCCAACCCCUCCCGACCUGUGUGAAAACAGUCAUCAGACAGAUGUGUCAUCGGAAGCAGCCAAAGCUCCUUCUUCCUGGCCUCCUUCCACUUCGACUUUCUUGCGUCCUUCAGUGGUCCCACGUUUCCAGCACUGGGGCCUGGCCCCUGUUUUCCAGAGUGUGCGUUCGAAACUGGAGGCUUUCACUGACAUCUUCCUGAGCCCGUCCAAGCCUGCGCUUCCAUCCACUGAGGGACCGCCUUCCUUGACGCUAGGCUCUCAGAAAAAUGAGGACCAGGCAGCAGCCCAGCUGGGAACCCCACACAGAAGAGUCAACAUUGAGGUGAAAAUUGCCAUCUCAGAACCUCAUCCCCGGAAGAGAAGUUGCCACCAAGAAGAAGAGGAGGAGGAAGAGAUGGGCAGCCUGGUGGUGAGUGGGCGCCCUCCUAUCAGCCAGUGGCGCUUGAAUGAAGGAGAUCCAGCUCCUCAGCCCCGCCUUGGACGCAGCUACUCCUGCCCAGAUUUCCCUGGGGCCCGAUCCUGGCAAGACUCCCCAGUGGCCAUUUCCCCAUCCUCACAGCAGCGACAGCGCCGGCACACUGUCUGCAGUCUGGAAGUAUCGCGAGAGCUGGGUCGUCCCACUCCACCCUGCCUACGAAAGGAGGUGUACCCAUUCAGCACACCCCCUGCACGAUUCCUGGCACAUUCGGUCAGUGGUGAUAGCUCCUCAUAUACUUCUCCUGUGCCUUCCUGCUGCCGGGAUUCCGAUCCAACUCUUUCCAGGAACCUCUCCACCUCCCCUGAUGGUGGACAAAGAGUGCCUGGGGUUGGCCUGGGCCUGGGUGACUCCGAGUUGGUCACAUCAGAGCAGAUGAUACUUGCAGAGGAUGAGUUGAAGGUCUCACAGGACAACACCACAGGGAAGGUAUCCUGCAUAAGGAUUCGCAAGACGCCAGCCAGGCAGCAAGCAAAUCUCACUCCAAUGGGGCUUCCCCGGCCUGUCAGGCUGAACAAGAAGGAGUUCAGUCUGGAAGAGAUCUACACAAACAAGAACUACCGCACCCCUACAGAGAAAAGGUCAUUUGAAACCAUCUUUGAGGUGCCAUUGGAGCGCAACGGGGCCCUCAUCUUUACCAGUCAGCGCAAGUUGAAGCGGGCUGUGGAGUUUCGAGAAGGUGGCCUUCCCCGCAAGCAGCGCAAAGCCCGCACUCGAGGGGGGCGCAAGGCUGGAGGACGGCGGGCUCAGCCACAGCCUCCUGAGCUGGAGGAGCGGCUGCGGCAGCGGCUGGCUGAGCUGGAUGCCCUGUUUGAGGACGAAUAAGAGCAGAACUAACUAGGGGAAGGGGGUGAUGGCCUUGGAAGCUCUUGCUUUCCUCUCCCUCGUCUCCCCAGUGAAACACCUCUUCCCAGAGGGCUGUUCGUUUUUUAAACCACCAACCCACCAUUUUACCACUCCAGGCUUCUCCUGUGGUUUUCUGUAUUCCCCAUUUUCCCAGACAAAUUGAUCUCUGGUGACUGUGGCCACCACUUUCUCCUCCUCUGCUUAGGUAGUGUUGCUAAGCCAUGGAGGUGGUUCCUUUGAAAAUGCCAUCUGGACACUUGCCAUGCUGCCUGUGCUGGCACCAUGUCAGUUCCCUGUUGCUCAGUCCUUGAGCUCACAACCCAAGAGGAGGCAUAUUUAUGAUGCCCCAAAGUUGCCUGUUCUCUGUAUUCCACUUCCUGCGCACAACCUGACCAUCAGUGCCAUAUGCGAGGUAUCGAUCCAGUGCUCUCUGGUACUGUGCCAUCCUCUAGAGACUUGGGCCAUCAAGAGAUGAGCCUAACUCUGUGAGAAGCAAGUCUCUCACAUUUUGGGGCUGCCAUCUUCACCAAAACAAAAUAAUGAGCGCGGAAUGCACAAGCCCAAAGAAACGGACAGGACAAAAAAAAAAAGGGUCUGUUAGGAAGGAAGCGGCUGCAUGCCUAUUAUGGGGCAAGAGAUGAUGUGCGGAAGAAGGUUAAACCUUGGAAACGUUACCCCUUUGGAUUACAUCUCCCAGAGUCCUCCAGGCCUCACGGUGGCCAUGCUGGCUGGAGGGUUUUAGGCGCCGUAAUCCAAAAGAAGAAUGUUUUUAAACUCUGGGAGAUGUGUCAAGAGGCUGGGUAAAAAGGCACGUUCCCUUGCGCUUUAUUAAAACACUGGCAGUCUGUGAAGGAAUAGCUGGAAGCACAUCAGGUUUACAUCCUCAGCGAGGGCUUGAGUAUCCCAAGCUCCGGUCAGUUUGCUGGGACCGUUCUGUUAAGCAUGAAGGGCGUUCGUUUGCGUUUUGUAUUAAUCUAUAUUUCUAAUAAACUUUUCAGCUUGGGAAAAAAA